This is a messenger RNA of Achroia grisella, 1311 nucleotides long. Its product is annotated as carboxypeptidase B-like. Gene Ontology annotation, biological process: proteolysis. The record is from RefSeq and is a predicted model, not a curated record. Gene Ontology annotation, molecular function: zinc ion binding; metallocarboxypeptidase activity. The transcript is spliced from 6 exons. Bases 1 to 1311 code for a protein of 436 amino acids. NCBI's taxonomy places the organism in Eukaryota, Metazoa, Arthropoda, Insecta, Lepidoptera, Pyralidae.
AUGGCUUUAAAAAUUGUCAGUUUUAUUUUUAUAUUUGCUCUGGUGGCUGCCACAUUGAAUGCAGAAGAUGGUUCCACCUUAUACGAAAUUGCAAUUAAAAACAUAAAACAGUUAAAGACAAUUGGUGAAUUGGAAAGAAAACUAAACUUGGAUGUAUGGUCCCACAUAUUGACAUAUCGUAAGGGAUGGAUACUUGUUGGAAAAGAUCAAAGGAUGUCAUUCGAAAAUGAAUUUACUGCAGCCGGGAUAGAACAUAAAAUUGUUGUGAACAACAUGAACGAAUUAUUUGAGCUGGAACGAAAUCGAUUAGCUGAAGCUGCCAAUAGCAGUUCUGGUAGAAAUGAUAACGGUGGCAUUGCAAUUGACAAGAUGUAUACAUACGAAGAGGUAAAUAAACCACCCGUCUGUGGAUUUCUUGAAGAAUUGGCCAGAAACCACCCGUCUGUGGAUGUAUUAAGCCAAGGAACUACCAUCGAAGGCAGACCCAUUAAAUAUAUCAGAAUAUCGUCCACAAAUUUUAUGGAGUUUAAUAAACCUGUAGUUUUUAUACAAGCUCUAAUACAAGCCAGGGAAUGGAUCUCGUUACCAGUUGUAUUGCAUGCUAUUAACAAAUUAGUUACGGAUAUCACUGAUCAAGAUGUUGUUGAUGAUAUUGAUUGGAUCAUACUACCAAUAGCCAAUCCGGAUGGAUAUGAAUUCAGUAGGAUAUCGUCAAGGCUGUGGACGAAAAAUCGACGUAUUAACAACAAUGAAUGUAUUGGCGUCAACAUAAAUCGUAAUUUUGAUGUAGAGUUCUAUGAAAAUCCUAGCACUAAUCCAUGUUCAGAAAAUUUCCGAGGACAACGUGCAGAAUCCGAAAUAGAAACACGAUCUAUACGCGACAUAUUAUUAUUAAAUCAAGGCCGCAUACAACUGUUUUUAAACUUACAAAGUUUUGGAAGUCAAAUUUUAUAUGGAUUCGGCAAUGGUAUUUUACCCAGUAACUCAAUUAUAUUGAAUUUUCUUGCAGUCCAAAUGGCUGAGACUAAAAAUAAUAUACUUACUUGUAAGGAUCAUGAUUAUAUUGUUGGAAAUAUAGCCAACGUUUUAGGACCAGAAUUUGGCAGCGCUAUGGAUUACGCAACUCGCGCACGAGAUGUACUCCAUUCUUAUACAAUUAAACUUCCAAGUUAUGGAAACGGUAUAAAUGUAAAUAAUGAAUUAGGAUAUCUAGUAGAUCCUAAAUUCUUUGAGAAAGCUGCGGAAGAGGCGUGGGAAGCCAUUAAGAUUGCUGCGAGAUUUGUACGUGAUUUCGAAUAUCCUUCUCCUUAA